UUUGUCACAGGCUGGGCUUCGGGAGCUGGCCGUAACUCAACACAACGGCAAACGCUGACUGAAUUUAAUCGUUUAUUUAACUGUCUUAAGGGAGUCUUAAGGCAGAGACUUCACGGGCCUUCUCCCGCCGCCGCCGCCCGUGACGGGGUCGAGCCUCAGCGGCGCGCGGCAGCGGCGUCAGCGCUCGGCGCCGCCCGAAGGUCACACACCGGCCUCAAGAUGGCGGCGGCGGCGGGCGGCUGCCGGAAAUGUCUCAUCAGUGGCAUAUGGCUUAUAUCUAGGAGAUACCCAGUUCCUGCAGUCCACAGUGGCACCACAUAUAGAACGAGCACACCUCUUUUAGAGAUCAAUCAGUCUAGAUGUUAUUCUUCAGGAGGAAGAAAGGGUUUUAUAUCAGGUUUUGUGGAAAACAUCAAACAAGAAUUAGCAAAAAACAAAGAGAUGAAAGAAAGUAUUAAAAAGUUCCGAGAUGAAGCUAAAAAGCUAGAAGAAUCUGAUGCACUUCGAGAAGCAAGAAGGAAAUACAAAACCAUUGAAUCUGAAACAGUGAAGACCUCAGAAGUGAUUAAAAAGAAACUUGAAGAAAUCACUGGUACAGUUAAAGAGAGUUUGGAUGAAGUAAGUAAGAGUGAUAUUGGCCGGAAGAUAAAAGAAGGUGUGGAAGAAGCAGCAAAAACGGCGAAGCAGUCUGCAGAGUCAGUGACAAAAGGAGGGGAGAAAUUAGGCAAGACAGCAGCCUUCAAAGCUAUUUCUCAGGGAGUAGAAACCGUUAAGAAGGAAAUAGAUGAAAGUGUUUUAGGGCAGACUGGUCCUUACAAGCGUCCAGAGCGGCUACGAAAAAGAACAGAAUUCUCAGGCGAGAGGAUUAAAGAGGAACGAGUAUUUGAAGCUAAUGAAGAGGCCAUGGGUAUGGUGCUGCAUAAGGACUCAAAAUGGUAUCAGCAGUGGAAAGAUUUCAAGGACAACAAUGUGGUGUUCAAUAGGUUCUUCGCAAUGAAAAUGAAGUAUGAUGAAAGUGAUAAUGCAUUCAUUCGAGCUUCCAGAGCUGUCACAGACAAAGUCACCGAUUUGAUAGGUGGAUUGUUCUCGAAGACAGAAAUGUCUGAGGUUUUGACAGAGAUACUCAAAGUGGAUCCCUCCUUUGACAAAGAUCGUUUUUUAAAGCAAUGCGAGUGUGAUAUAAUCCCCAAUGUCUUGGAGGCUAUGAUGUCUGGAGAGCUUGAGAUCCUCAAAGAUUGGUGCUACGAAGCAACUUACAGUCAGCUUGCUCAUCCAAUCCAGCAAGCCAAAGCCAUGGGUCUCCAGUUCCACUCCAGGAUUCUGGACAUUGACAACAUUGAUCUGGCUAUGGGGAAAAUGAUGGAGCAGGGACCAGUAUUAAUCAUCACUUUUCAAGCUCAGAUUGUGAUGGUAAUAAAGAAUCAGAAAGGGGAAGUGGUAGAAGGCGAUCCGGACAAGGUUCUGCGGAUGCUGUACGUAUGGGCACUGUGCAGAGACCAGGAUGAGCUCAACCCCUACGCUGCCUGGAGGUUAUUGGACAUUUCCUCAUCAAGCACUGAGCAAGUUCUCUGAGAAGAAAUUACGUCUGAGAGCUUCCUGUCCCUCUCUUCAAGCAAUGCCGGUUCUGAAUUUGCACCAGUCUACUGCAUGAUGAUCUGCGGGGGAAAGAGGCUAGAUUGGUUCCUUUUCAGAAGAACAGGCUGUGAGGUGUGCCAUCGUUAUGCCAAUUCCCAUCAUGAACUGGACGAGUCUGACACAUCUGCCUUACACUUUGCUGUGUAGCUGUUGCACUGUAAGGACGUACGGUAGAUUGUAAUGUGAGUGCUCUAAGACACUAGCGGCUGCUGUUGGCUCCUGUUUUAAUCGUGGCUGAAGGAGGCUGGUUUGGGUUCUGUGUAUUUCCCAGUGCUUCCAGUGAUACCCACAGAGGUGGGUACUGAAGAACAGUGCAGUGAGAUGUGGCGGGUCUAGUUGCGAUCUGCUGUCAUCCUCUGAUGGCCUUACAUCGGCCCUGAAAAGAACUUAGAGGUGCUUUUAAGGCACCGUUGGUGUCAGCUAAUCCACAUCUCAUACAAAGUUGCACCAGUAAGCCUUCUGUUGCUGUAGUGUCUUGUACCUCACCAAACCAAAUGCAAUCAGGUAUUUGCACGUGACUUGGAGUAGAACAGAGUCAGGAUGGAGGUGUUUGCAUACAUAAACGCCCACAGUUCUGCAGGGGGAA
Molecule: messenger RNA, 2221 nt
Organism: Cygnus atratus (black swan)
Lineage: Eukaryota; Metazoa; Chordata; Aves; Anseriformes; Anatidae
Gene: TIMM44
Product: translocase of inner mitochondrial membrane 44
Exons: 13
Coding region: 220-1572 (450 amino acids)
Biological process (GO): protein import into mitochondrial matrix
Cellular component (GO): mitochondrial inner membrane
Molecular function (GO): protein-folding chaperone binding
Source: RefSeq, a predicted model, not a curated record